AUGGUUUAUGCCAACGACCCCCUCCCGCCCACUCCUUGUUGCGUGUGCCGGUUGAAACGGCGAGGAUGUGAUCGAAAACGACCAAGCUGUGGUGGCUGUAAAGCCCGGGGCCUUGAGGAGGACUGCUCGUACAAGCCCUCUGACAUGCCCCCGCCAAUUAACAACAAGCGUAAGAGGGAGUCUCAAACCCUAGUACGCCGGAGCCAGGGUUGGCAUCCCUCAGACACUCACCGGAGUCCGUCCACGAUACCCAUGGUGGUCAUCGAGCCCUUCCAUUCCUCCGGUAGUCCAGAUAUCAUCACGAACGGCGUUGAGACGCCCCAGAGCUUGGAUGAGCCUGCCGGCAUUGACCUUGAUGAUGGGCAGGUUUCUGUCCAUUCGGACCAGAGCUUCCACACGGCCAAUUUUUCGACAGAGCCACCUGAGAUGGCAACUGACUACUCGCGCCUUAGGGAGUUGCAGCGGGUCGUCGGCGAACGAACGGGUGAUAUCAAAGCGGAAGAACUACUGGAAGAUGGCGCCUUUUGCUCCCCGAUUAUGAGUCCUCCUGGAGGGGAUCCAUCAUCUGCCAAAGGCCCGACGCGGCGUGACUUCCCCGUGCAUUUGACCCAGGAGUUGGCAGAUAGCCUCAUACACAUUUACCUCACGCGAGAAUACGCAAACCUGCCUAUCUUUGACCUGGCCCAUUUCAGAUCUGCGUAUGAAGCGGCAAAAACCGGGCGAAUGACGGGUUCCUCCACGGACACGUUCCACGGGAUUCUGAAUGUCAUCUUCGCUAUCUCCGGAUGGAACUCUCACCAGAUGGACUUUGCUGAUGUGGACCGCUUCUUCGCCUAUGGUAAGAAUCUAACCCCGGGGAUCGUGCAACCUGGGAAUCAAUGGGAACACAUACAAAGUUCCCUUUUGCAGAGUCAUUACCUGUAUGCUACUGGGAAGCUGCAGUCAGCGUGGUCGGUCAUUGGAUCUACUAUCAGGAUUGCCCAAACUCAAGGGUUACACCUGAAGACAGGAGGACGGGACGUCGUUGAGAGAAGAGAUCGGGACCUGGCCCGAAGGCUCUGGCAUAGUGCCAUGAUUAUCGAGCGAAUGCUUGCGCUGCAGCUGGGGAUCCCACCGCAGACUCCCAACCCGCUCCGCGUCCCGUUGCCCAUGCACUCGGACACGGACUACCUCGACGCCAUCUCGGAGAAGCAGCCUCGGGCACAUGCCGAGCGGCCAUCCACGAUAGAGUUUCUAACAGCCUGCGCGAGGCUCUACUGCCACGUCGAGGAUAUCAUGGCCUGGGAAGACGAGUCGAGGGUACAGACCAGCGGCUGCGCCUCGAAAAAGAUGUUAUCCCUGGACUUCAGGCUCCUGUUCAAAGUGGACAGUUUCCUAUACGACUGGCAGAGAUCUUUACCAUCAUUCCUCCGAAACAAGACACCAAACAGCAACCCAGAGGACCCUCUCGUCCACCGACAACGCAACAUCCUUCGCAUCCGCUAUCUGUACCUCAGACUACGACUACACCGACCCCUCUUGAUCCUCGGCCGCGCAUUAGGCCAUGUCCACAACCCUCCCACCGACAGCCACUCCCAUGCAACUGACAGAAAUGCCACAUCGCCGGACUCACCCAUAGCCCUCAGCAUGAUCCGCGACUCAUCAAGCAAAUGCGCCGGCGCAGCAGCCGAACUAGCCGAAAUCCUCUACAAAAACGAAGACGGACUGCUCAACAACCAACCCGACGCGCUCGCAUCCAACGCCAUCACCUCAUACUGGGAAAACAUCCACUACGCAUACGCCUGCGGGAUAAUCGCCCUCGCAACCCGUCUCCGCGGGCCUGGAAGUGCCGACCCGGCGCGAAUUGACAGCCAAGCGAUGGAGACGACCCGCUCGCGCGCAGUUGACCUUCUCGACCGGUAUAGAGAUGUUUGGCCCCAUGGGUCUCUGAAGCGCGUUGCGCAGCGGUGCUGGGAUACGUUGAUGGGGUUGUCGAAGGAUGUUAGAAGGCCGAUUCCUGAGAGUGUAGGUAGUGCUGGGUUGGCCUUGCGAGAUGGGGUACUCGAGAAUGGGACGGCUGGAGGGAGGGGCAGUUAUAGUAGACUGGGCCUUGGGGAUCAGAUGAAUGCUGGCCGGGGGCAGUUUGCGUGGAUUGAAAGUUUGCCGGUUGAUCUUGGUGGGGGGUGGGAGUGA
Messenger RNA from Aspergillus candidus, 2172 nucleotides. Its product is annotated as transcription factor domain-containing protein. NCBI's taxonomy places the organism in Eukaryota, Fungi, Ascomycota, Eurotiomycetes, Eurotiales, Aspergillaceae. Gene Ontology annotation, biological process: DNA-templated transcription; positive regulation of transcription from RNA polymerase II promoter by galactose. Bases 1 to 2172 code for a protein of 723 amino acids. The transcript has 3 exons. Gene Ontology annotation, cellular component: nucleus. Gene Ontology annotation, molecular function: zinc ion binding; DNA-binding transcription factor activity, RNA polymerase II-specific; RNA polymerase II cis-regulatory region sequence-specific DNA binding. The record is from RefSeq and is a predicted model, not a curated record.